Molecule: messenger RNA, 2355 nt
Organism: Echinostoma caproni
Lineage: Eukaryota; Metazoa; Platyhelminthes; Trematoda; Plagiorchiida; Echinostomatidae
Source: the annotation of a GenBank genome assembly
GUGCUCUACCCACGUGAUAACAUCAACAUCCCGACCAUGCGCUAUUUGUUCACACUGGUAUUGACUUGGUUUGUUACCCUCGGCUUCCUAUUUCCUCACGGUCAUGCGGAUCUCAUUGUGAAUGCUGCAGCUCAGUACCGCUUGCGUUACGCAAUCACCGAAAAUCAACCGGAAGAUCUACGCAUCGGCAAACUGGACGACGAUCUGAUCCAAACACCCGAAGUUCGCUCGGCUGAACUGUUCAGCCUAUUUCACUCGUCCACUCACGGGGCAUUGCGAUACAAAUUGCGUGACCCAUCGAAUCAUUUCAAUUUGGAUGAACGAACAAGCAUUUUGUCCACGAAACAAUCCAUUGAUCUGGAAAGUCUAUGCCCGCGGUAUUGUAGAGAUGGCGCCACUAGAGCGCAACUCACACAAAUGGUCAAUAUUUUGUACGAACAACGUUUAGUAGCGCUUGUUCACGUGGAAGUUACCGUAAUUGACGUGGAUGACAAUCCACCUCGAUUUCCAGCCACAAUUCCACGACCUUAUGUGCUUCAACUGAAGGAAGUGAUCUAUCGCGUCGGACAACAGGUCGAAUUACCCCGCGCAGUCGACGCGGACGUACAGCCCGAUCAUGCGGAGAUCGCCUAUCGAUUGGAAUCAUUUCCUGACGAUCGGACCAACGCGCUCGAAGUGUUCCAUCUGGUCGCUCGAAAUGAUUCCCGUCUAAUGCUUGUGCUUCAAAGGGAUCUGGACUAUGAGGAUGUCAAGUCUUAUCAUUUCUACCUGAUCGCAUGGUCACCACGUUUGGGUGAUCGAAGUCGUAAACCGUUUCAAAGUGGACAACCAACCGAGUUCCAGGACAAACUGGAAAUUCUGGUCAAUGUGUUGAAUAUCAAUGAUAUAUCGCCGGUAUUUUCACAAUCUUUGUACACUGUACAACUGUCAGAGGAUACGAAGAUUGGAUCAAUGAUUUACAAGUUCGAAGCCACAGAUGGGGACGAGAACUCAACCAUUCGUUACACCAUGGAAGAGAUCUCAGAUCCGGAUAUUCAAACCCUAUUCAAACUGGAAUCAGACGGUGAGGUGCGCUUGUUGAACAGUUUGGACUACGAGAAACGCACCAAAUAUGCAUUCUCCGUGCGCGCCAGCGAUGGUGAGUUUUUCGCGCUCACUCGGCUCGAACUCACUGUUACGGAUGUGAACGACGAGCGGCCGGAGUUCGUCUCCAAUCCGACCACGUUGACUGUGCAAGAGAAUGAACCGCCAGAAACGUAUGUUGGCCAAUUGUUCAUCACGGACCGCGACAGUCCGGAAGUCAAUGGUCACGUAAGUUGUCAAGAGCCGGAACACCUGGCCGGCAAACAACCCUUGUUGUUUCAUUUGCAAAUGGCCGACCUCGUUCUGACUGGGGGAGGAACGUUGCCCUUGGGUUCCCCGGCUAUCGGUCCGGAACAUCGAGUCUAUCAGCGCUUUGACUUGUACAGUCGUCAUUCGUUUGAUCGGGAAACGGAUCCGCAUGUGCAUCAAAGCCUGUUGGUUUGUUCAGAUGGUCAAUCAUCUGACUCGUUCCCAUAUGAUCAAGCCAAAGAUGUCGAACGGCCUCGGUUAACGGGUACUUUAACGAUCUUGCUGACCGUCGCAGAUCAGAAUGACAACGUGCCCGUGUUCGAGCGUCAAUAUUAUGAGGCAGAAUUGAAAGAAAACUCGCCCAGAGGAACCCGUGUAGUGCAGGUACACGCAAAUGAUGCGGACAGUGAGCCACACGCGAAACCACGCUAUCGCCUACUUCACAAUGAGCUAUUCACCUCGCAUUUCGAAGUGGAAUCAGAGACCGGUUGGAUUGUCACGUAUGCGGACAUUGACCGAGAAGCGCAAUCCAUCUACCAGCUAACCGUUCUGGCGGUUGAUGGCUGGCAAAACGAUACUGAUCCGAGUCGGACAACGGUUUCCAGAUCCCGAAGCUCAGCAGCACGCACACAGCACACAGCCUCAACCCGGGUACAAAUCCGUGUACUGGAUGAGAACGACAACGCUCCGGAAUUUCGCGGUCCAAGACAGUUUGCUGUGGAAGAGAAUCAACCACCAAACACUUGGAUUGGCGACCUACAAGUCAUGGAUCGAGAUGAGGGCAAGAAUAAAGAAGUUGAAUUUAUGCUCCUGUCUCGCCCUCAGACUGGAGAAAAAUCCGGGCUGGAGUCUAAGAAAUCUGAAUCCAAUACCACUAUGCUAAGCCAAGGUAAAAUCCCAUUGCGCUUAGGUACCAAUGGAAGCCUGUACACGACCGCAAAACUGGACCGAGAAAAUCAGGUGUGUGGAAACAGAGACUUACGAAAUUUUGUAUCUUUUUUGUGCGAUAAAACAAUAUCGUGA